Pelmatolapia mariae (spotted tilapia) is the source of this 777-nucleotide messenger RNA. It is a transcript of the gene nr0b2a, whose product is annotated as nuclear receptor subfamily 0, group B, member 2a. The record is from RefSeq and is a predicted model, not a curated record. Bases 1 to 777 code for a protein of 258 amino acids. The transcript is spliced from 2 exons. NCBI's taxonomy places the organism in Eukaryota, Metazoa, Chordata, Actinopteri, Cichliformes, Cichlidae. Gene Ontology annotation, molecular function: transcription corepressor activity; transcription factor binding. Gene Ontology annotation, biological process: negative regulation of transcription by RNA polymerase II; circadian rhythm. Gene Ontology annotation, cellular component: cytoplasm; nucleus.
AUGGACAGCGCGUGUUGUUGUUCAACAAGCAGUGAUAGGACCUCAAAUCCUAUCCUGUACAACAUCCUGAGCCAAAUGGAUGGCAGCAGACCGAGCCAAGGCAACUUCAGCUACAAUUCAGUGCUUCACAGAUGCAAAUGUGAGGCGCGACGGACAGUGUGCUUGAAAAGGCCGUCGGAGAUUUGCAAAGAAGCUUCAGCGGUUCUGGUAAAAACCCUAAAUUUUAUGAAAAACUUGCCCGCCUUUAACCAGCUGCCUCCAAACGACCAGUUCGCCCUUCUGAAAAGCUGCUGGGCGCCACUCUUCAUUCUGGGUCUGGCCCAAGAGCACGUGGACUUUGAGGUGACGGACAUCCCCACUGACAGCAUGCUGAAAAAGAUCCUCCUGAACAGACCCGAGAGCCCCGAGGUGGAAAGGGAGCAGCCCACUAUGGCCGGUGUCAGCAAACUCGUGUCUUGCCUCAAAAAGUUUUGGAGUUUGGAUUUGAGCCCCAAGGAGUACGCAUACCUCAAAGGGACCACGAUAUUUAAUCCAGACGUACCAGAUUUGAAGGCAGCCCUGUUUGUGGAAGGCUUGCAACAGGAAGCUCAGCAGGCCUUAAGCAAGGUGGUUCAGCUCCUCCACCCAGGGGAUGGGGACCGCUUUGCUCGAAUCCUCCUCACAGCCUCCGUGCUGCAGAGCAUCACCCCCAGCCUCAUCGCUGAACUCUUCUUCCGGCCUGUGAUAGGACAGGCGAACCUGCUGGAGCUGCUGGUCGACAUGCUCUUCUGCAGAUAG